UAGAUAGUGAAACGCUGGAAAGUUCAGGGAUACAAUUAAUCACAAUUAAACGAUAGAUAUGACAACAUGGAGCAACAUGAGGUCUCGGAUCACUGCAUCGGUGCGAACCACCAAUCGCAUGAAUGCUUUGCUGUCCGAGUCUAUGUUGGGACGCCGCAAGGCUUUAACAAAAAUGGCCACUAUUGAGGGUGAUAACGAAACGGAUGCAGAAAAUGCAAAACCACCGAGAGAUUGGGAGUUUUUCAGAAGAAAUUUUAGCAUGGAAGAAGUUCAUAAAUUGAUAGAAUCCACUAUUGAGGAGCGUUUAACUUGGGAUCGCUUCAGCCGUUCCUAUGAUUCUUGGCGUUCUUUGCAGUUGACAGAGAGUUUGGCAAGUGAAAUUCGAGAUCGAGUUCGUGGAUUCCAUCAUAAAAGACAUCGUAUUGUGUGCAUCCUGUUGUUGAUUGAGAAACAGAAUCAGGGCAUUCACAUGAGCAUGCGUCACUUGAUGGAUGAGAAAAUGGAUAAUUUUACGAGUGUGGUGUACGAGAGGCCAUCGUAUUUCAUUGUUGUAGUGGUUUACCUGGUAUAUAAGGAUUAGAUCUGUUAUUUAAAAAAAAAAAUUCACAUAAAAUAUACGCACAAAAUAAUAUAAGCUUAUUUAUAUCAUGUGUAUAACA
Molecule: messenger RNA, 659 nt
Organism: Stomoxys calcitrans (stable fly)
Lineage: Eukaryota; Metazoa; Arthropoda; Insecta; Diptera; Muscidae
Product: dynein light chain Tctex-type 4
Exons: 3
Coding region: 59-580 (173 amino acids)
Biological process (GO): microtubule-based movement
Cellular component (GO): cytoplasmic dynein complex; cytoplasm
Molecular function (GO): dynein intermediate chain binding
Source: RefSeq, a predicted model, not a curated record